AUGGGACAAGCAACAUCUUCACCAAAUGCAUUAUCAUUUUUUCAGAAAGUCACUAAUUCCGAGAAAAGCGAAUAUAAAGAUAUUUCCAACAAAUUUUCAAAGGCUACGUUAUCGACCUUGACCGUUCCUGUAAUUGUUAUAGCCUAUCCUGCCCUGAACGCAUAUGCAUUUCAUGAUAUGGGAAUUACAGGUCAUCGUGUGGUUGAUGUAGCUAUAGGUGGCCUUUUAGGUGUCAUUGCAUGGCCAUUAUCUCCGUUUCUUGCUAUUUGGGGUGCUGUCCAGAUAAACUUUAAGGAUAAACCGCCUGUACCAUUACCCAUCGCACCAGAAUUGUUAUUAAAAGCACAACAAGACAUAAAAUUAAAUACGACCUCAUUUUAUAAUGUAGCAGUAGUAGGGGUCUCUGGAAACGGAAAGGUAAAAAAAAAAAGAUCAUUUUGUUUUCGAUCAGAAUCAUGUGGUUGAUUUCCAUUUUUAAAAUCAGAGUUCCAUUGUGAACGCAAUACUGGGAUACAAGGAUAACGAACCAAGAUCAGCCAAAGUGGGUGAGAUAGAGACAACAGCUAGACCCUCAUCAUAUCAACAUCCCGAUUUAGCCACCAUGGUUAUUUGGGAUAUGCCAGGCGUCGGUACACAAAGGCAUCCCAUGGAUACGUAUUUCGAUAAGCACUACUUGUAUGCCUUUGAUUUACUUGUUAUUGUGCUGGGAAACAGGUAAAUUGAUGAAUUUUUUGAGAUUUGGGUCAGAGUUAACAACU
Messenger RNA from Mucor mucedo, 758 nucleotides. RefSeq lists its product as uncharacterized. The record is from RefSeq and is a predicted model, not a curated record. The transcript has 2 exons. NCBI's taxonomy places the organism in Eukaryota, Fungi, Mucoromycota, Mucoromycetes, Mucorales, Mucoraceae. The coding region runs from base 1 to 465 and encodes 154 amino acids.